Fusarium sp. VM40 is the source of this 1278-nucleotide messenger RNA. NCBI's taxonomy places the organism in Eukaryota, Fungi, Ascomycota, Sordariomycetes, Hypocreales, Nectriaceae. The record is from the annotation of a GenBank genome assembly.
AUGGCCUCCGACGAAGUUCCCACAAACCUCAAGGACGUCUCCUCCGUCCCGGAUGGCAUCGCCGGGGCCCGGUCCGGGCUUGAGAGCGCCGUCGCCGGACUUUCACUGGCCUCGCGCGCUGUUCACGCCGACAACGGUAUUCAGUCGCACCGGGCUGUUGCGCCGGCUAUGCAUGUCAGCACGACUUUCAGGUACAAUGAUGAUCCUGAUGCACUUAAGGCCUGGGAUAACACUGAUCCCAACAACCCCUUGGAUUCUCACGUGUACUCCCGAGCAACUGGUCCCAACACCACUCGUCUCGAAGCUAUCCUCACAUCCAUCAUUGGAGCUCCGACCAUCACCUACUCCUCUGGUUUAUCCGCUUUCCACGCCAUGUUGGUCCAUAUGAACCCCAAGCGCAUCGCCAUUGGAGAUGGCUACCACGGCUGUCACGGCGUCAUCAGCAUCCUCACCCGCCUGACAGGCCUCAAAGUACUGCCCCUGAACUGCGCCGUCGAGGACCUCGAGCCCGGAGAUGUCAUUCACGUUGAGACGCCCCUCAACCCAACUGGCGAAGCACGCGAUCUGGCAGCGUAUGCUGAAAAGGCCAGAAAGACAGGGGCUUACUUGACCGUCGAUGCGACAUUUGCACCACCUCCACUACAGGAUCCUUUCCAGUAUGAUGUUGAUGCCGUUAUGCACAGCGGCACGAAGUACUUUGGUGGCCACUCUGACAUGCUCUGCGGUACGUUGUCUGUCAACAGCAAGCACAAAGACUGGCCGGCCGCGCUUCUCAAUGAUCGUAUGCUCCUGGGUUCUGUCAUGGGCAGUUUUGAGGGCUGGUUGGGAAUCCGAUCGUUGCGUACUUUUGAGCUCCGCGUCCAGCGCCAAAGUUCUACAGCUACUGCACUUGUCUCCUGGUUGGUUGAACAACAAAAAGACUCGUCAUCGGCGAUUGGCGCUCUAGUCGAGCGUGUCGAGCAUGCUAGUCUGCAGCCUGAGGCGUCGGUAGAAGGGAGCUGGCUGCAGAAGCAGAUGCCCAAUGGCUACGGUCCCGUCUUCGCAGUCUAUCUCCGUAACGGAGAGCUUGCCAAGCGGCUACCGUCCAAGUUGGAUCUGUUCCAUCACGCUACCAGCUUGGGCGGUGUCGAGAGUCUGAUUGAAUGGCGAGCCAUGACAGAUCCCAAGAUUGACAGCAGACUUCUGCGAGUGAGUAUUGGUGUCGAGGGUCUUGAGGACCUCAAGCAAGAUUUGCUUCAGGGUCUAGAGGCUUUGAGGAAAGAAAACGUAGGUCAAUGA